AUGUUCAUGAAGACCUUUGAUGACCGUCUCGGUACUGCGCCUCCCGCGCAGCCAGGAUCUGAGGUCGGUCGGGUUCUCGAUCUCGGCACAGGUACUGGCAUUUGGGCUAUGGACUUUGGCGAUGAACACCCUGAGGCGGAGGUCCUUGGUGUGGAUCUCUCGGCCACGCUGCCAGAAUUCACACCUCCGAACGUCAAGUUCGAAAUCGACGACGUAGAGGAAUCAUGGACCUAUUCAGAGCCUUUCGAUUACAUUCACAGCCGGAUGAUGAAUUCAUCGAUCAGUGACUGGAGAGAUUACAUCAAGAAGUGCUAUGACAAUCUAUACCCGGGCGGUUAUUUGGAGUUGAGCGAGAUUGAUAUCGUUCUUCUUUCCGAUGACGGGACCCUCAAGCCAGACCACUACAGCUGGAAGAUUGGGAGACUCCUGAAAGAAGCCACCGAAAAGGCUGGGCGCCGAUACCAGGAGAUCCAGAAGUUGAAGCCGGUUCUUAUGGAACUUGGUUUUGAAGACGUCACAAUGCCGCAAUUCAAGUGGCCGGUGAACUCGUGGCCUAAGGAACAGAAGUACAAGGAUUUGGGAGAAUGGAACAACGAAAAUCUGAUGCUCGGGUGGGAGGGGAUUUGCAUGGCCCCGUUGACGAGGGCACUUGGGUGGACAAAAGAAGAGGUUCACAUCUUCAUGAUGCAUAACCGGAAGGAGUUCAACGAUAAGAGCAUCCACCAGUACUUCUCCAUGUAA
Molecule: messenger RNA, 741 nt
Organism: Colletotrichum chrysophilum
Lineage: Eukaryota; Fungi; Ascomycota; Sordariomycetes; Glomerellales; Glomerellaceae
Exons: 4
Coding region: 1-741 (246 amino acids)
Molecular function (GO): methyltransferase activity
Source: RefSeq, a predicted model, not a curated record